UGGUCACUAUUUGCUGAGUCGUCUGGAGUUUUUAUGGAUUUGCAGUUCUUCGAUUCAGCGUAAUUUGAUCGUGUUGCAUCGAAAUGUUUAAGAAUUUGGUGGUUAUAGUGUUGAUGGUCUAUUUGGCCAAAGAGGUCGGUGCGCAGUUUUCGUUUGAGUUUAUACAAGCGCCAAUAACUGACACGGUGAAGUUCAAUCAUGAGUACGAUUACAUUAUUAUUGGGGCGGGAUCAGGUGGUUGUGUAAUGGCCAAUAGGCUGAGUGAAAAUCACGAGUGGAAAGUGUUACUCUUGGAAGUUGGUGAUGAAGAAAGUGACUUUUUAACUGAUGUUCCCUUAACGGCAGCAGUAACAGUUUUAACAAGACACAAUUGGGGAUAUCGGACGGAAAGGAAUAAAUAUUCGUGCCUAUAUUUGGAUGGAGGUGUGUGUUAUUGGCCGAAGGGAAGAGCUUUGGGUGGAACCAGUGUUAUAAAUUAUAUGGUGUACAAUCGUGGUCAUCGCGAUGACUACGAUCGCUGGGCUCGAGCCGGAAACAAGGGAUGGAGUUUUCGCGAAGUGUUGCCGUAUUUUAAGAAAAUGGAACGAAUCGGAAUCGAAGAGUUUAAAUCGUCAAAAUAUCGUGGAAAGAAGGGCAAUGUUGAUGUUCAACAUCCUGGCUACCACAGCAAAUUAUUGGACGCAUUUCUCGAUGCAGGCAAAGAUUUGGGAUAUGAAGAAAAUGAUCCAAACGAUGAAGAAAUGUUGGGUUUUUCACAAAUUCAAGCUACGACGCGCAGAGGAAGACGUUGGUCAGCCGCCAAAGCUUAUUUGAGACCGAUUAAAAAGCGGGCAAAUCUCUUCGUAUCGAUGCGUAGCUGGGUAACUCGGAUUCUUAUCGAUCCGAAAACAAAAGUAGCCUACGGCGUUGAAUUCAUCAAAAAUCGGCAGCGAUAUCGUGUUAAUGCUACCAAAGAAGUGAUACUAUCGGCAGGAGCUGUCGCAUCACCUCAACUUCUGAUGCUCUCAGGAGUUGGACCGGCAAAACACUUACAGAAACUUCAAAUACCCGUCAUUCAAAAUUUAAGUGUUGGCUACAAUCUACAGGAUCAUGUCGGUUUAUCGGGAUUGGCAUUUUUGGUAAAUGAACCGAUCACAAUAAGUGAAACCAGUGUACAAAGCAUGAGUGCAAUAUUCAGUUAUUACGUUCUUGGAAGAGGACCAUUUACUCUACCCGGUGGCGCUGAAGGCUUGGCUUUUGUCAAAACACCAAACUCUACUUUGGCCAAAGAUUAUCCUGACAUCGAAAUUGUAUUGGGCGCUGGUGCUUUGAAUGGAGAUAUGUCUGGAUCAAUGGCCAAUAUGUUAGGCAUACCGAAGCCAUUUGUAAAAGAAGUUUACGCUGAUAUCAUGGGGAAAAAUGCAUUCAGUUUGGUACCAAUAAUAAUGCGACCGAAGAGCCGGGGACGAAUUCGUUUGAAGAGCACAAACCCAUUUCAAUGGCCCAGAAUGGAAGCAAAUUAUUUAAGCCAUCCUGAUGAUAUUCAAACUCUGGUUGAAGGAGCAAAAUUGGUUCAUAGGCUCGGCGAAUCAUCAAGUUUCCAACAAUACGAAAGUAAAUUAAAUCGUCGACCAUAUUUGGGGUGUGAGAAUUACGUUUUUGGUUCAAAUGACUAUUGGAAGUGUUGCAUAAAGGGUUAUACUUCAUCGUUGCAGCAUCAGGCUGGUACAUGCAAAAUGGGACCUUCACAUGAUGCAAACGCUGUUGUGAAUCCACAUCUACAAGUAUACGGUAUCGAUCGUCUGCGUGUAGUUGACGCCUCAAUCAUGCCCGAUUUGCCAGCUGCACACACGAAUGCGGUGGUUUUCAUGAUUGGUGAAAAAGCGGCUGAUAUGGUCAAAGAGACAUGGUCGUGAUUAAUGUUACUCAAUUCGAGUGCUAUUUCGAUUUAGAAUUAAUCAUUUGUAAAAAUAAUUUCUUUCUUUCUACGAUCGAUAUAUGGUUUAUUUUAAAUGGCUGGUGUGUUUAACGCUUGUGAAAUAUACACACAGUCGUCGAUGUUAAGUGAAAGAGAAAAAUACUCACAGCACUCCAAUCAGCUGAGUUCCAAAUGACUGAUUUCAAUUAUACGCCAAAUAUGUCUACUAUUUAUCCGUUACGAAUGUUACCAAGUACAUUGUGUGUUUUGUGUUUGCUGUUAUUUUUUUCUCUUCUUCAUAAUGCAAACGCAGCGACGAAAGUAUUUAAAAUGUGUUCAUGUUGUUAUUGUUUAUGAAUUUUAUAAAUAAAUUAAUUGGA
Molecule: messenger RNA, 2277 nt
Organism: Sitodiplosis mosellana (orange wheat blossom midge)
Lineage: Eukaryota; Metazoa; Arthropoda; Insecta; Diptera; Cecidomyiidae
Product: glucose dehydrogenase [FAD, quinone]-like
Exons: 8
Coding region: 84-1895 (603 amino acids)
Molecular function (GO): flavin adenine dinucleotide binding; oxidoreductase activity, acting on CH-OH group of donors
Source: RefSeq, a predicted model, not a curated record